CAAGGCCGGGAGCCCGCGGCCGGGGCUUGGCCUGAGAGCGCAGCCGGGAGGGGACGGACGCCGCGAGCCGGAGCAGAAGGAGGAGGAGGAGCAGGAGGAGCGCCCCGGGGGAGCAGUGCUCCCAGGCAGCUCCAGGUAGCGGAGGACCUGACACUUCUUGGAAACUCUUGGAAAUGGCUCCCGCCACAUCGCCGGAGGGGUCUGCGCGUCCCUGGCGGGCGAUCGCCGCAAGUGGGAUGCUGAGCUGCGCUAGCGCCCAGGGCCCCGAGGCGCUGUCCCUGCGCUCCGCCGUCAGCUCGGGCUGAAAAGUUUCUCCAUGGUUCCUUUGUGUCACCCGAGCGCCUGGUCGCCGUCCCCAAGCUGCCCCAGUCUCCCAGGGAGGAGGUGACCUAGCAGCUGGGGUGUCCCCUCCUGGUUCCAGCUUCCACCACAGCCCCCCUUCCCCCAGCGACUAGCGCGCACAGCACUCCACCGGUUCGCCAUGAUCGCCACUGGGGGCCUACUGAGGAUUUCCGCCAGAAAGCAGGAUCCCCUCAGGCCAUCCAGCCAGGUUCCUAAGCGCAAGCGGAAGGCCAAGAAGAGGCGCAAGAACGACGUGGUGGUGGUGAAAGGCAAGCUGAAGUUGUGCUCCAUCUCUGGGUUCGUCGCCCUCUGCGGGAUUCUGGUGCUGCUGGUGGGCAUCGCCAUGGCGGUGGUGGGCUACUGGCCCAAGGCCAACACGGCCAACAAGGAGGGGCCCAAACAGCUGCUGGCCCCGAGCAGUGGCCACCGCGUCGCGACCACCACCAACAGCAGCACCCAAGUCAGCCGGAACCCGUCCAGGGUCCACUUGGCGUCCCCAGGGGGUGUCAACUCCAGCUCCGUGGGCGGCGUGCCUCUGGGGCCCCCUCCGGCGCAGUCUGCAGCCGCGUCGUCCUCGCCCUCGCCCGCCUCGGUGGGCUUCUUUUUCCGCGUCUUCUCGGGCUACCUGCACUCAGACAAGCUCAAGGUCUUCGGACCCCUCAUCAUGGGCAUCGGGAUCUUCCUCUUUAUCUGCGCCAACGCGGUGCUCCACGAGAACCGGGACAAGAAGACCAAGAUCAUCAACCUGCGGGACCUCUACUCCACCGUGAUCGACGUGCACAGCCUCCGAGCCAAAGACCUGGCGGCGGCGGCCGCGGCGGCGGCCGCGGCGGCAGCGGCUACAUCGUCAUCCCCGUCGGCCGCACCGCCGCCGGCCUCGGCGCCCCCCGGGGCGACGCCACUCAACGGCUUCCUGAGCGGCUACGUGCAGUCGCGGGGACUGGAACUGAAACCCGGCGGCUGUUCGGCUCCCGGGGACGCCUUCGGGGCAGCGGCGGCGGCGGCGGCGUUCUUGGCCAGGGGUUCCUGGCCCCAUCCGGUGGUGGCGCUGGGCGCGGGUGGCGCGGGACGCCGGGGCACCUCCGCGUCCCCUCCAGACUUGGCCUCGUCUCCGCGCUGCCCGCGGGAGCCCCCGAGCCUGGCCGAAGCGGUGUACAGCAUCUACCGCGAGCGCGAGGCUGGCCGUCGUCGUCACCGGGCCACGGCCACCACCGCCGUCACCAGUGGCGGCAGCAGCCCCGGGCCCUGCAGCCCGGCCGAGAGCUGGGGACGUCAAAGCACUGCCAGUUCCCUCGUGGGCUCCUCCUCGCUGAGCGCCUUUGCGCUGCUGCCUUUGCCCGGGGACCACGACGGGGACCGUGAUCCGGAGGGCGCGAGCUGCAGUUGGCACAGGCCAGUUGGUAGACGCGGUUCCAGGGACAUCUUCCCCUCCAGGGUACAGCUCGACCUGAGCUUGACCGACCUUCGCGGGCACGAGGGUGGCGCGCGCUGGCAGCCCCGAGACGUGGAAGCGGAGGAACCCGAGGAAGGCGCAGCGGCGACACGCACGCGCGCAGCAAGGGGCCAGGGUGGCAGACUGCCCAGGACCGGCAGGUACGCCACCUGGCGACGUCGCAGCACCAGCGUGCUCCCGGACUAUCGAGCCCCACUGUCACCGGAGCCCCCGCCCUCCAGCCCGCCGGACGUGGUCGCCACCUCCUCCUCCUCCUCGUCGUCCUUUCCAUCAUCCUCCCCACCCGGACAGGAGGACUCGUCCCACGCUCGACGGGACUCGCGGAGCUCGCCAUCGCCAUCGGAUGAGCCAUCCAUCAGCAAUAAGGGCUACACCCCUCUGCGGGAGGCGGGCACUUCGGUGGAGUCUGUCCUGGACCUGGACACUGUAGCCAGUCAAAGACAAGACUGUGCGGAUAUCACCGCAUCAGCCCAGGAGCAGAGCUCCCCGGACAGGCUCAGCCCAGAGCCAGCUGGGACCCAGCAGUUACCACUAGGGCAAAGGCAGUUUACAAACAAGGAGAAACUCUUCAUGAUUUCCCGGUCUCAUGCCACUGGGGGAGAAGAGGGGGGACUGGAAAACGCUGGCACACAGGGAGAGGAGAGCCAGGAAAGGAGAGAAUAGAUGGGAGAGAUUCCCAUUGGAAUCAGUGCAUUAACGCCCCCCCUCCCCGCCUCCACGCCUCCUCACCCAAUUCCCAUGUGGACUGAUCCAAGGUGAAACCAUUCAAUAUCCAAAGAGCUGCAGAAUGUUAUCCUUGAAUUGCGUUUUUCGUUCCCAAGAUUCCUGUAGAUAACUUCAAACAUUUUUUUUUCUUUAAAGAAAGCAAACUAGUCUUUUUUUUAAUGUCCGAUGGUGAUUGUAUGUUCCAUGGAAACCAAAUGUAUUAAAAGGUCAGCAAUCUAGCUCUCUUAAUUUUCAUAGGAUCAAAAAUAAUAUAUUUUUGACAGUAUCUGUGCACUUUACUCUCUCCCUUCCUCUCUCUCUCUCGGAUUUCUUGCCACUGUACUCUGCUGCUGGCUUUGUCCAUAGCUGCUUGUGAAUGAAUGACAAGCUUUUCUUGUUUUAUCUCCCUCCCUUUGCGGAGCCUGGGAGAGUUUGUCCCAGUUCUCUAAGAACCGAUCAUUCUAGGUGAAACGUGAAAGCUCUAGUCAUUCAGCAAAGAGUGCUUUUCCUUGCUCCAACCCACUCUGCUCAUACAGCUGUGCAAGGGACUCUCUAUUUUUUUAAAAGGACGUUUGCAUUUUGUUACCAGGGUGUGUUGAGACUGGAGGGCGCCAGGAACUAGACGAAUUGUUAAAAGCCUAAGCUCACCAUAUCGAGUAACACUAUGCUUCACUGAGUAUUAUCACUCCUGUAUGGAAAAUAGCAUUAAUAUUUAAAAUAUUUUUUAAUAAAAGAAGUUUCCAAACAAAUAGUAACAUAGCAUUGCCUCAUUUUGCCUGGGAACUAAUAUUUGUAGAGCAGCAUAAACUGCAGUUUAUCUGGUAAAUCCAAAAUACAUUGCCAUGACUCUGCUACUCUAUAUUAUUUCCCCUCAAAGUAUCAGUACUUUUUUUGAGAUAGGUUCUCGCUGUAGUGCUCUAUAUU
Messenger RNA from Jaculus jaculus (lesser Egyptian jerboa), 3424 nucleotides. RefSeq names its product transmembrane protein 200C (gene Tmem200c). The record is from RefSeq and is a predicted model, not a curated record. The transcript is spliced from 2 exons. The coding region runs from base 482 to 2458 and encodes 658 amino acids. NCBI's taxonomy places the organism in Eukaryota, Metazoa, Chordata, Mammalia, Rodentia, Dipodidae.